Molecule: messenger RNA, 2985 nt
Organism: Austrofundulus limnaeus
Lineage: Eukaryota; Metazoa; Chordata; Actinopteri; Cyprinodontiformes; Rivulidae
Product: cadherin-like protein 26
Exons: 17
Coding region: 83-2602 (839 amino acids)
Biological process (GO): cell-cell junction assembly; adherens junction organization; homophilic cell-cell adhesion
Cellular component (GO): plasma membrane; adherens junction; catenin complex
Molecular function (GO): cadherin binding; calcium ion binding; beta-catenin binding
Source: RefSeq, a predicted model, not a curated record
GUGGGUGUGGACAACCAGGCGCAGAACCAGUGAGGUGAACGUGCUGCCACACAUUCUGAGCUGCAGGCAUCGAACAUGAAUCAUGUUUUUCUUCAUUCUGCUGAUUUAUUUUCUGCCAAGUUCUACUUGCUCAGAGCUGCUGAGCCGUCAAAAGAGGAAUCGGAUCAUCGACUCCUUUGAGAUUGAAGAGGAACAUCCAGGACCAUUCCCCUACGUCCUGGGCAAGAUAGAGCUUGAACGCCAAUAUUUGGUCUACUUUGAUCUGUUCGGCGAAGGAGUGGAUGAAGAACCGGAAGGCGUCCUUUCCUUUGAUAAGAAGACGGGGGUGAUUUACGUCCACAAGCCUGUGGAUUAUGAGCUGACCAAGACGCUCAAGCUAAGUUUUGAAGCCAGACAAAACGAAUUCACAAUCGACAUUCGAUUAGGAGUCGAGAUCCAAAUACGAGACGUCAACGACAACCCCCCAGUUUUUGAGAGAGAUGUGUAUGAAAUCACUGUUAACGAGGAUCUCCCACAAGGUUCACCUCUCCUGACYGUGCGGGCUCAUGAUAAAGACAAGAGCCAAACAUUAAACUCUACUUUCCACUACAGCAUCAAAUCUGUGUUCCCYAACUCUCCAAACACAGAGUUCUUUGUUAACGAACAUGGACUGAUCUCCUUUAAAGGAUGCUUGGAUUAUGAGGCAGGUGACAAGCUUAMAGUUUUGGUGGAGGCCAUAGACCAUGGUGACAAAGUCAGCUUGUCUAGCUCAACCACAGUUCUCAUUCAUAUUCAGGACGGCAACAACCACCUUCCAGUCAUCAGCGGUCAAACGGGUUCUGGCAAAGUCAAUGAAAAUGAGUCGGGGACUUCUCCUUUGAGGGUCCAUGUGACGGACAAAGACCGCAUCUACAGCAUGGCAUGGAGAGUCAGAUACAGCAUAUCUAAUGAUGAAGGUGGGAACUUCAAGAUAGAGACAGAUCCAGAAACCAAUGAUGGUAUCCUGACUGUGGUAAAGCCACUGAACCAUGAUGAAAACGCAACCAAAGAGCUAUUGAUUUUUGCUGAAAACGAAGUGCCAUAUUUCUUCUGUAAAGUGAAGCAGAAGACGACACAGGGUCUUUGGAAAGUUGAAACCAGUAAAAAUGGAGAACUUCCAAGUAAUGGAGGUCAGACCAAUUUAACAAAAGUCAUUAUCAAAAUAGAAAGCAUUAAUCAUGCCCCAGUGUUUAAGCUGACCAUCAAAGAUACUAUGCUGGAGGAGAAUGCACCGAUUGGAACAUGGGUGAAGAAAGUGACAGCUGUGGACCCGGACUCCGGUUCAGGAAAAGACAUUAUUUACAAAAUAGCAAAUGAUACUGCAGGCUGGUUGAAGAUUGAUCCCAACACCGGCGACAUCACCACCGUACAGAAACCUGACAGAGAAUCUUCUCAUGUUGUUAAAGGCAUAUACACUGUAUCAGUGUAUGCAGUGGAUAAUGGUAAGCCACCUAUGACAGGCACAGCUACACUGAACAUCCAUGUAGUGGACGUGAACGACAACUCGCCACAGCUAGAGGUGGGCUUUGUGGAUGUCUGCUUGUCCGACAGCCCCACCACCACAAACAUCUCAGCCUCUGAUGCUGAUGGAGAUCCUUACGGAGGGCCUUUCAAGUUUGAACUGCUGGGGAGUGCUAAGGAACAAUGGAAGCUGAAUCCUUCAUACGGUUUCACAGCUGGUUUGGUGAAGGAGCCUAGUAUUGGGGCUGGCUUUUACACAAUUGAUCUGAAGAUUUCAGACCUGCAGGGAGUGUUUAGUGUUCACAGACUUAAUGUGACUGUGUGCACAUGCUUGGUAUCACGCAACUGCCAUGCUCRAACCAGUCUGACAUUUUUGGGGGUUGCUGUUGUCAUCGCGCUCCUUGUACUGGUUUUACUAUUGGAUCUGCUGUUGGUGGCAUUUGUCAAAUGCAAAAAUGCAUCAGUCAUGCCCUGCAAAGAAAAAAAGUUCAUAUCAUUUCCAUACGAAGAGGGAGAAAAAAGUAUCCGGGUGUACAACGAUGAGAAACAAGGAACAGACUGCAAGGUAGAAGAUACUGUGGCAUUUUUGUCCAACAGCCAAAAGCUUGAUGAUCUUGACUCACUGAUGAAAGAAAAUCAAUAUAACUUAAUGGUACCAGAUGGUGGCCCAGUUGUUUYCCAAAGUCAAAGUCUCCACAGUCAUGACUCAUUGAUCAUGCAGAACCAAUUUGAGUCAAYGGGCCUACAGCAGAGGUGGAGCAACUCAGAGCACUUCAGGAGGAAUGCCUCUCACAUGACAAGUAGUAGCAGUAAUAGUAGUAAGUCUGACGACAUGGAAACAAAUGUCCUUUACUGCGGAAAUUCUGUUAACACAAAUGCUCUGACAGCUCUAGUUCAACAGAAGCUUUUAUGUCUCGAUGACACAGUAACAGAGAUGCCCGACGAGUCCCAUUUGUAUUCAGCAGAAGGAGAUGCCAACGACCUCUACAGUCUGGAUGUCACUUUUCCUGAAGACGAUCAAGAGUCGUUUCAGAAGCUGCUGGAAAAYUUGGGCCCAAGUUUCAGAAAUUUACUGGCUUUUAUUUGUGAAGCACAACAAAACCAUCACAAGAGUCUUCUUUGACGGCAGCAUGCCAUUUAAUAGCAACUGUAUACUUUUAUUUUCUUAUUUUAAAUUUUACAAUUAAGGAGGAAAAAACAUAACACGACCUCUGGAUUUUUAAAGAUAAUUUUCCAGGAGCAUUUUGGAGUUAAACUUCAGUCAAGCAGACAUGUUCACAUAUUCACAGAAACAAAAGCAUUAAUGUUCUGUUAGACCUUCUAUAGUGCAGGCUUCCAGACCAAGUAUCAAUGAAAACAUCUGCUUUAAAUGCACAGCUGCUGAUUAAAAUGAAAUAUACUCUCCCAUUUUAUAUCAAUUCAAAGUUUAAUUGGGAUUUUAAAAAAAAGUCACAAUGAGGGAGAUAAUUUAAAUUAGUAGGAAAAAAUAUUUACAUUGGCAUUUAC